Molecule: messenger RNA, 3072 nt
Organism: Xiphophorus couchianus (Monterrey platyfish)
Lineage: Eukaryota; Metazoa; Chordata; Actinopteri; Cyprinodontiformes; Poeciliidae
Gene: wdr75
Product: WD repeat domain 75
Exons: 21
Coding region: 45-2549 (834 amino acids)
Biological process (GO): positive regulation of rRNA processing; positive regulation of transcription by RNA polymerase I; ribosome biogenesis
Cellular component (GO): nucleolus; small-subunit processome
Molecular function (GO): protein binding; RNA binding
Source: RefSeq, a predicted model, not a curated record
ACGUAGAGACACCGGGCGGAUAUGACGUCAGCCGGUAUGAAAACAUGGUUGAACAGGCUGAAAUCCGCGUGGUUCACCAAGGUGGCAGUAAUAUAACCUUCAGGGAGCCGGCUAUAAGCUCCGACUCCAGGUUCCUUCUCUGCGCUUCGGGACACAAUGUGAAGGUGUUCAGUACCGUCACCGAGGAGUGUGUCCAGGAGCUGCGGGGCCACACGGACCUGGUGACCGGUGUGCUGAUCAGACCUUCCAACCAUCUGCAGGCCUACUCCUGCUCAGCAGAUGGCACUGUGAGGCUCUGGGACUUCACCGAUGGGAUCCUCAUUAAGACGUACCUCAUCGGGUAUCCCAUCUGCUCCAUUUAUGCCUCGGCCAGCCAUGAUGGCGUCGUCUUCAUCGCCACGCCAACGAAAGGACACAAAACUUUGGAUUCUCUCCAACUCCUGGCCGUUCAUCUCCCUCAGACCGCCGGCCAGCUGGUGGAGACCUCUGACCUCUCCGCCGUCCUCUCUGACGUCAGCCCCAACCCGGCGACUGUCGCCUUCGGCAGAGCGGGAGAGUAUGUGGCCUCCACUAACGGCGUUCAGCUGCAGAUCUUCUUCUUCAAGAAGCAGAAGUCCUUCAGAUUCUCUCUGAAGGAAAACAGCUGCAGCGGCCGCAGCAACACCUUCACCUGCGUCGCCUGCCACCCGACGGACGACUGCGUCGCCACGGGACACGAAGACGGAAAGAUUCGGCUCUGGAGAAACUUCGACCAGAAGAGGGAGUACACCUACCGCACCCUGCACUGGCACCACGGCGCUGUGCGCGCGCUGCGCUUCACUCCUGAAGGCUCCAACCUGUUGAGCGGCGGCGUGGAGUCGGUUCUGGUCCAGUGGCAGUACCAGCAGGAGAGCCAGCAGGACUUCCUGCCGCGCCUCGGCGCCGCCAUCACGCACAUCGCCGUGUCACCAGACGGGGCGCUGUUCUGCACCUCCCACAGCGACAACAAAAUCACUGUCAUCCAGAGUUGUGUGAAAGUGUCGUCCAUCAUUCAGGGUCUAGUCAAAGGCGAAGCCGUCCAGACGGACCUGAUGGUCGACCCGCGCAGCAAAGCUCUGGUUCUGAACGGGAAACCGGGUCACCUGCAGUUCUACUCCCUCCACAGAGACAGACUACUGUUCAACCUGGACGUGGUGCAGCAGGAGUUCAUUCACCAGGAGGGUCUGGACCAGUUCCAGGUUGUCAUGGCGACACUGGAUGGCGCUGGCGCCUGGUUGGCCACGGUGGAGGAGCGGAAGCAGGAAACGGCGGAGGCGGAGCUUAAUCUGAAGCUGUGGGCGUUCGAUGAGCCGAGCCAGAGCUUCGUUCUGAACACCACCGUCUCAACGCCCCACGAGGCCCGGAUUACGGCCGUGACCUUUGACCCGGCGGCCCGCGGCCAGACCUCCCUGCUGGUCUCCUGCGGCCAAGACGGACUUUUCAAAGCCUGGGGGCUGGCGGCGCCGGCCCACCCGGACGACGGCGGUCCUUCCUGGUCAUGUGACUUCGUGUCGGCCUAUCACGGCCUUGCGCCGCAGCGCUGCUGUUUCUCCGCUGACGGCUCACUGCUGGCCGUCGGCUUCCAGGAAGUGGUUACCGUCUGGAGCCCCGCCUCCUGGGAGCUACUGCUCACGCUGUCGCAGCCGCCGGGCAACAUCAGGGAUCUCUGCUUCAGCCGGCUGAGCUGCUCCAAGUUUCUCCUGGGAACAACCAGCUGCAACCAGCUGUGCUGCUGGAACCUCCUCACCUGCUCCUUGGAGUGGAGCACGUCCAUGGAGGUGAGCCUGCUGCUGGCAGACCCGCUGUCUGACAACAUGGCCGCCUUCUGCCACCAGGACGGGAACACAGACCUUUUUGUCUUCAAGCCCAGCGAGCCGCGGCCGCUGUUUUCCCAGAAGGCCGUGUGCUCGGGGCGGGUGAGCCGCGCCGUCUUCGCCCCCAGGGAGGUGGCGCUAGAGAGCUGCGAGGAGAGCAGCAGGUGGCUGAACCGCUCACAGCUCUACUUCCUGACGCCGCUCAUGGACCUGCUGACCUUCAGCACCAGAGCAGAGGAAGAACGGCUGAUGGCUGCAAGCAAACAGCUCGUGGUUGACGACAGCGUUGCCAUGACGCCCUUCCAGCUGUUGCUGGGGAAACGCCCACCCCACCACCAAGCGGUCGGCCUGCCCGCCGAGCUCCCGGCACCGUCUGGAGGUUCUGCUGCAGUCAGAGAGCUGCUGCAGAGUCCGGCUCACGUCCUGCCGGCCGCCGCCGCGCUCUGCUCCGCCUUCAUGGAGGCUCUGCUCGGCGUCGCCACGGAAACCAGGGAAAAGAAAACCUCAGCUGGAGAAACGCCCAGCGACAUGGAGGAGGAGGAGGAGGAGGAGGAGGAAGAUUCAGACGAGGAAAUGGAAACCAGAGCCACACGGUCAGAGGAGGCGCCGCUGGAGACGGACAGCGCCGGCCCGGUUCUGAGCAGAGCCCAGGUCAGGGAGCUGAGGCGGGUCAGGAAACUGGACCACAGCUGGUUCUCCAGCCUGCUGGACUCCUGAGCACCAGAACCAGAACCUGGGAGCGGUUCUGGGUUUCCUUCCAGGAAGGAGAAGCGACAGGAAGCUGGUUCUGGACGUGGACGGGUUCUGACCCAAUUCUUCCUGUUGGCUCCAUCGGACCGGUUCCAUCUGGUUCUGAUGUUUAUUUUAUGACUCCUGAAAUAAUAAACCUCACUGAUGGUUUGUGCCGAUCAGGCAGAACAUUACGACCGGCGUCCGUCUGAGCCAUGUCCGGACAUUUUAGUAGAAAUUAUUUUAAUGGAUUUUCUCACUGGACAUCUUGAUAUUCUGCAGACUGUCCCUUUAAGAGCCUCCGGCCAUCGCUCUCACUGCGUCUCCAGUGGUCAUAAUGUUCUGCCUCGUCCUUGUGACUCAGCUUUUACUAAACUUGAGUUGCAGAGAACUGAAUUAGUUUUUCCUUAAUUUUCUUACAGAAACAAGAUUUUAAUUGUUUUGUUUCCUAAGAACAAAAAAGUUUGGAUAAUUUUUUUAUUUAUUCCAGUAAAAUAAAAACUGAGUUUUC